AUGAGCGUGCGCCCAACGCGUCGAGGAACCGCUCAGGCCAAACAACAGUCAUCUUAUACCCAGCUAGAAUCUCUUCUUCUGGCACAGACUGUCUGGGAGCUUGGCGCAAACUCAGAAUCUUGGUCAAACAUUGCAAAGCUCCUCUCAUCACAUCCCCUUAUUUCAAGGCCGAAAUCCUUCUUCACAGCCCAAUCGUGUCUGGCCGUGUAUGAACGUAUGAUGAAAGAAGCAAGUCUGGAGCGCACCGAUCUGGACGCGGGAAUACAUGCACCCCAGAAUCUUGCUCUAGCUCGGAAACACUUCCAACUUCGCUUCUCUGAGCUUCUUCACCUUAUCACUGUGGAGGAAAAUAACUUCAAGUCCAUCGCUUCAGAAAUAGACGACAUACGCGCUGGUCUACAUGACGAGAGAAUAAAGGCCAAUCUUUCAGGUGUCCCCUUAGAAGCUGUGAAAGCGCAAGCUCCUGGUGUAGAACAGACGGAUGAAAUAUUUGGCGGGUCAGAUUUAACUGGCGUCACAGACUCUGGGUCUUCGGGUCGCGAUGAAGACAAUAGCGCUAUCUCUCCAAUGCCGCAACUGCCGAAGGUCCAUUUAUUGGACGGAAUCGAUGAAUCUGGAAGAACUCAUGGGUCAUCGGAACCCGAACUCAGGGUUUUGACCAACUCAACCAGUCCCCUCGACGGCUCGGAGGAAGCAGAGGGACUUACAUUAGCUGUACCAAGCAACAAACCUCACGAAGCCGUACCAGCCCCGACGAUGAUAAGUGAGCAACUUAAUGUAAACGACGCACCGCCAGAGCUUCCUGUAGACGCAGGGAUGGCAGAUUUGUUUGAAACCCGAAAUUGUGCAGAGGAGAAACAAAGUUUAAUCCAGCGACAAGAAGAGGAAGAGGGGGAUUAUGAGGUGAACGGUGAAGAGGAAGAGGAAGAGGUCCCUUUAGAGGCGAAGGUUGAAGAGGAAGAAACUGAUCAUGAAGAAACGAAGUUACCACCCCCUUUUACUGACGCGACUGAGACGGCGUCAGAGGAUAAAACGACGUCUCCCCCCGCAAUCAUUGAAACCAAAAUGGGCGAAGUUGUUAAUUUUUCAGAUCUCGAUGGACCGGUUUCUGAGGAGGAACCAGCCAAAGCCGCACGGCGCUCCGCACGCCGUCGAAAGUCAUCAACGUCUUCUGUACCUCCCCUCCAGACGAGGGGAAGCUCACGACGACGUCGUCAAACAGCUGAGAGUGAGCCUUCACCGAACGAAGUAGAUUCCGAGGCGGACAUCGACUCCGAAAUGAAAAUCGAUAUGCUACAAGUCGAAGGGCGUCACAUAACGCCAAUGUCAGAGUCUGCUAGGCGACGUGAAGGUAAGAGGAAGGCGUCACCCCUGGAAGCCGUAGAGUAUCAGCGUGAGAAGAAACGAGUGCGAGAAGACUCCGAGCCGGUGGAUGACGAUGAAUCUGGCCCAAGCUCGCACAAUACCCGCACCCGCCCAAUCCGGCAGGGCACCCGCACAGAGGAACAAGUCGCGCUGAAACGCUUCCAGAGUGUUAUCGGUCUUCUCCAUUCCCAGAUAUCACAGCACCGCAACGGAAACAUCUUCCAUAAUCCCAUAAAAAAUUCAGAAGCUCCUGAUUACCACGACAUCGUGAAGCGUCCGAUGGACUUGAAAACAAUCAAAACCAGGGUCAAAGAUGGGCUUGUCGCUAAUUCACUAGAGUUCCAGCGGGACAUCUUUCUCAUGUUCGCAAAUGCGAUGAUGUAUAAUAGGCCAGGGUCAGACGUUCAUGCCAUGGCGGAAGAUAUGAUGAUCGAGAGUGAAGGGCAUAUUUUGUCAUUCCGUCAAACGGAGGGCUAUGCUCGUGGAGCAAAUCGAGCAUAG
Messenger RNA from Laccaria bicolor S238N-H82, 1866 nucleotides. Its product is annotated as bromodomain containing protein. The coding region runs from base 1 to 1866 and encodes 621 amino acids. The transcript has 11 exons. The record is from RefSeq and is a predicted model, not a curated record. Gene Ontology annotation, cellular component: NuA4 histone acetyltransferase complex. Lineage: Eukaryota; Fungi; Basidiomycota; Agaricomycetes; Agaricales; Hydnangiaceae. Gene Ontology annotation, molecular function: protein binding.